Messenger RNA from Siniperca chuatsi (mandarin fish), 3962 nucleotides. RefSeq names its product heat shock transcription factor 1 (gene hsf1). The transcript is spliced from 15 exons. Gene Ontology annotation, biological process: regulation of DNA-templated transcription. Lineage: Eukaryota; Metazoa; Chordata; Actinopteri; Centrarchiformes; Sinipercidae. Gene Ontology annotation, molecular function: DNA-binding transcription factor activity; sequence-specific DNA binding. The record is from RefSeq and is a predicted model, not a curated record. Bases 1702 to 3144 code for a protein of 480 amino acids.
GUUCUCAUGCCGCGCUACACCUUUUCCUCUCGAGCUUCCUCCUGCAACACUCCCUGCCCUCUGUGGUCUUUUCCCUCACUUCUGUCUGCACCUUCAUCACCUCCUCCUCGUCUCCAGUCCUGAAGGCCACCUUCCUGUUCAGUGACGCCUUGAUGACCGUAGUCUCCCAGCGUUUGUUGUUGGGGAAACGGUCUUGGUACGCAAUCGGUGAUGCAGUCUGUGAGACCAUCUAUGUCCUUCCCAUGUGCAUUAAAGAGAACUUUCCAGUUUAUUUUGUUGUGUUGCAAAUCACGCUCUUUACGGCAAUAGUCUUCGUCAUUUGGACCACGCUUUGCGUUCUUGCGCCCGUCACGGAUGCAGGCAGGACAUUUGCAUGAAGGCAACGCAAACAAACAUGGAGGAGAGUGAACGUGACGCAGAACGGCCCAGACAACACGGGGAGCUCGUACCUGAAAGAGGGGCUGCUUCUGUCGCAUGGACGUGGUUUGGGUAUGAAAAGUCUGACACGGACCAGAAAACUGUACUUUGCAAAUUAUCCCGAAGACCGUUACCACAACAGACUCAAACGCCACCGACCUCUUUUACCACCGACACAAGAAUCAUGUCAAACAGAACGGAGAGAGUCUACGACGGUACAGUCGAGUUUCUUUGUCGAGUAUAUAAUUCAAAAUAAGAAACGGGCCUUUCCAUGUGGUCAUUUAUAUAAAGCAUGUAUUCCUUGAAUUUACAGAAAAUGUGCGUGAAAUGUUUCGUUAUGAGGGUAUGAAGUGACCUGUACCAGGAUGUGAGGUGGAUCAUGUCGCACAGCCCUGGAGAGUCUCCUCUCUGGUGGUCACUGGUUGCUGCUGGACUGCAGGUUUAUAGAGGGGCUUAAGGUAGACCAGGUUGUGAUCUGAUCUGCCCAGGGGAGGGAGAACUAUGGAGCAGUGUGCUUCCUUAUAGGGGCGGCGAUAUGGCCUUAAAAUAAUAUCACGAUAUUUCAGGGUAUUCUAUAUAUAUAAACUACAUUAAUCUGCUCACCUUCCUCCACCUGCCCGCCCCGCCCCUUCCUGUCUCUCUCCGCCCGCAUGUUUCUGCUCUUCGUCAGCUCUUUGUUUUAUAAAGUCGGUUUCCACGGCAGCAGCUGAGCCGCGCGGAGGAGGCUCGCCUGUCGAAACGAUCAAACCAGCGUGGCACCAACGGGUGCACUUACGAGCUCUUACUGAACAACGGCAUCUCCCUCUGUGUUUAGACCGCACGGGAGGGGAAGAGCAAGGAGAGGUCGUCCGCUAGUUAAUCGAUCGCGGACGGCCCAGGUGUUAAUACACCUGGGCGGCCCGACCGACUAACGUCUGUGUGGGAAACACUGCUCAGCAGUGUUACUUUCGCUUUCAGCCGUGCUCGUUGUUGCCGUGCGUAACGGUGGGCGGGGUUGUUGUCGAGGUGAUGAGGUCAGACGGUCACAGAGUUGAUGACGUCAGCAGCCUGCGACGCUUUAGCCACGGGAGGAACGUAAACUGCAAUCGUAAUGGUCUGGGAAAACUCUGGAGAAGAAUCCACUUUACUGACAGAAUGUGUGUCGACGCAGCAGCUCUCAGUUCAGAUACAGACGACUAAACACAUGGAAACAGCUUCCAUGUGCAGAGUGGAACCAGCUUCCACGUGUUCGAUCAGGGUCGGUUCUCUAAAGAAGUUCUACCAAAGUUCUUCAAACACAACAACAUGGCCAGUUUCAUCCGACAGCUCAACAUGUAUGGUUUCCAUAAGGUGGUUCACAUCGAGCAGGGCGGUCUGCUGAAACCGGAGAGAGACGACACCGAGUUCCAACAUCCGUUCUUCAUCAGAGGAAAAGAACACCUGCUGGAGAACAUCAAACGCAAAGUCACCAACGUGUCGUCAGUGCGUCAGGAGGAAGUGAAGAUGUCUACAGACAAAGUGAACAAGAUCCUGAACGAUGUCCAGCUCAUGAAGGGAAAACAGGAAACCAUCGACUCCAGGAUCAUCGCCAUGAGACAUGAGAAUGAGGCUCUGUGGAGAGAAGUGGCCAGUCUGAGGCAGAAACACGCUCAGCAACAGAAAGUCGUCAACAAGUUGAUCCAGUUCCUAGUGUCUCUCGUCCAGUCCAACAGGAUCCUGGGAGUCAAGAGGAAGAUUCCUCUGAUGCUGAAUGACUCUAGCUCCGCCCACUCCGUGCCUAAAUAUAGUCGGCCGUUCUCAUUGGAGCACGUGCAGGCUGCAGCCAGUCUGUUCUCAGCCGACUCCCCGGUGACUUCUGGACCAAUCAUCUCUGACAUCACAGAGGUGGCCACACCCACAGCUGAGGAUGUGGUCAGUGAUUGGACGGACGCAGGAGAGAGCCAAUCCGUCAGUGUCAAAGAGGAGCCGUCCAGUCCUGACUCAGAGGUGUGUCCUGUUCUGGAGGGCGGAGCUACACAUGUAGACACACCCCUCUCCCCCACCACCUUCAUCAACUCCAUCCUACAGGAUAACGAGACGCAGCUUACCCCGAACACCACCACCACCACCAAUCCUACAGCCAGUCCCAUUGUUGUGAUGAGCCCUGCCUCCACUGGGCCUCUCCCACCAGCCCCAGCCAGCCAAUCACCUGCCUCUGUUCCCACUCAAAACUCUGCCCCAAGCCCCGCCAAACCUCAGCAGAAAUGUCAGACCAUCGCCUGUAUUGACAAACCCCGCCCCCCUCCCUCUGCAGGUGGACUCUCACCUGACGUUUGGCGCUUCUUAUCAACACGAUCUGACAAGUCUGAGCUGUCUGAUCAUGUGGACAGUAUUGACAGCGGUCUAGAAAACCUGCAGAGCAUCCUGAACGCACAAACCUUCACCUUUGACACCUCCCCACUCAUGGAGUUUUUCAGUUCUUCCUGUCCCUCUGGAGACUUUGACCUCGACAGUUUGGACACUCUGCUGUCUGAAGAACUUCCUAAAGGAAGUGAUGAAAGCAGCAACACCAACCACACAGGGAAGCAGCUGAUGCAUUACACGGCCACACCUGUCCUGAUGUCUGAACCAAUCAGCUUGGGGGAGGGCGGGGCCGAUCUGCCCUCCCUGCUGGAAUUGGAGGCGGAGCCUUUCUUCAGCUCCGACCCGCCCACUGACGACCCGGCCGCCGCCCUUCUGAGCCAUGCCCAACUGGACUCUGACCUCUGACAUCAUCAGGAGGGGGAGGGCCACCGAAUGUGAUUUAUCAGUCACCAUAGCAACAGGACAGUCUAAGCACUGACUCAGCAGCAGCAAUAGAUGGUGAUGAAAUCAAUCGAUCAGCUGUAGAUCAAUCAGUAGGUUAAAGGUCACAUUUUUAUUAUGCAGAUGUUAUUGAUCGAUAUUAACCAGUUUAUAUACCUGUGUCUUCUUCUAUUCUUUUUAUUUUAGCUUUUGGUUUUUCUUCUUUGCUGCUUUAAUUAAGUUUUUGUUUGACGUUCACUGUAAAAGAAAAACCUCAAAGGUUCUCAGAGAAGCAGUAUAAUGUCUGUACCUGCCGGUCCAAUCAGAAACAAGCCUGAGGUCACUGUAGAUGAUGUCACAGUCCAGGUGUGACAGGAUCAUGUGACCCAGGUGUUCUCUGUGUUCUGCAUGUUGAAGUCAGAGUUUAUGGUUGUCUUUGUUUUCAGGUGUAAACUAUGGAAAAUGAAGAGAAUCUGAGUAUUUUUGGAAAAGUUUAUUAUGAAUUGGAAGUGUUUAUUGUCCCCCCAGUGACCCCUGUUACCAUGGAGACGACCAGGAAGCAGAUAGAGAUGGCAUUGAUCUGAUCUGUUGGAUCAAUAUCAGUUCUGAUUAAUCAGAUCAGGUAUCAUCCACGAUGUGAUUGAUUCACAUUAACUGUGUUUAUCAGUGUGUCAUUAUAACAUCCAGUGUUCGUCUCAUGUUACAGAAACGAUGUCAGAUCUAAAGAUGAAGUUCGACAACAUUUUAUCGAAUCUUUUCAGGCAGUUUGUUUAUCUGAAUGAAGACGUCUCUUAGUUAAUAAA